AUGUGGGAUCGAUUGCCGGGAGGACCGGCAUCGAUUGCCGUGUUUCUAUGCAUUCUCGUGUCCUAUACCACUCAAACGGAGGCAAUACAAUACAUACAACAUACUCUGGGAUACAAAAAGCCUCUUUUGCUUUUGUAUGUAACGCAUAGCAGUUUUAUGUUCCUGCUGCCGAUCCACUUGGCCUUGAUACACGUGUGCACAUCUCAUUCUGUGCCACACUGUUGUGCCAUGCUCAAGCGCGACACGAAAAAACAGCUGUCACUGGCCUUUGGCUCUGAAAAAAGCAGCUUAGCUGCCAACAUAACUCGUUUGUCCUGUGUGCUCUUCAUACUCACGGUUGCGCUGACCAUUCCCUCGGUGAGUUGGUUCCUGGCUGUGCCCCUCACGAGCAUGGCCAAUAUCACGUCUAUCUAUAACACUUUUAGUUUAUGGGCUCUGGUUUUUUCCGUGUACUUUUUAAAGGAACCAUGUUCUUACCUUCAAGUUAUUGCUGUCUUGUUGGGCCUCGUAGGUGUGGUCUUGUCGGCUUAUGGCGGCGCAACGCAACCUGCUAUCAUCGCGGGUCUUCAGGGCGGUCGCGUUAUUUCAUAUGCACUGUUGGGCGAUGUGUUGGCUCUACUAGGAGCUAUAUCUAUGGCCGCUUACGAGAUCUUCUACAAGCGCCUAGCCAUGAUACCCCAGGACGAGUUGCGCGGCUCGUUUCAGCCAUUGUCUUCGGACGAACUGUCGGAGCAUGCACCUCAGGAUGAGAUCGAGGGCGAGUUGCCUUUUGGGCUCCAUCCCAUCAUGAUGAUGACAGGUAUCGGCGCCAUGACUUUGUGCCUUUUCUGGAUCCCACUGUUGUUCUCACAUCUCUUUGGCAUAGAGAGGAUCGAAUGGCCUACGAGUGGGACUACACUCCUAUGGAUUCUUCUCAGCAUUCUCUGCGGCACCCUGUUUAACGGAUGCUUUGCCAUUCUGCUUUCUCUUUGGGGCCCCGUUCUCGCUUCCAUGUCCUGCCUGCUCACUACCGUUCUGGUCCAGCUCACGGACGUCUUGCUCGGUAUUCCGUUCUCUUGGAUUAGUAUGGUGGGCAACCUGAUUAUUACUGUAAGCUUUGCGUGUCUCCUGCCGUGGUAA
This is a messenger RNA of Malassezia restricta, 1119 nucleotides long. Its product is annotated as DUF6 domain protein. The record is from RefSeq and is a predicted model, not a curated record. Gene Ontology annotation, cellular component: membrane. Lineage: Eukaryota; Fungi; Basidiomycota; Malasseziomycetes; Malasseziales; Malasseziaceae. Bases 1 to 1119 code for a protein of 372 amino acids. The transcript has a single exon.